Messenger RNA from Ostreobium quekettii, 1680 nucleotides. Lineage: Eukaryota; Viridiplantae; Chlorophyta; Ulvophyceae; Bryopsidales; Ostreobiaceae. The record is from the annotation of a GenBank genome assembly.
AUGCCCGAGGCCCCGCCGCUGGCGGCCAUCGGAUUCGGAGGGUCGGUUCCCUGCGGGCGGCCCGGGCGGCGGGCCAGACGCGCCGGGAAGGGGCCAGGCGGAAAGGUCCGCCGCCCCUUGGUGCGCGAGCGGAUCGCGGGGUCAGGGGGAGGGGCGAUCGGAGGGCGCAACGGGGAGCUGUCGCGGGAGGACUACGGGAGAUUCGUGCAGCAUUUCAGGCAGGCGUCGCCGUACAUAAUCGGCCACCACGGCUCCACAUUCGUGGUGGUGAUCCCCGGGGAGGUUGUGGAGGAGAGCGAGCUGCUGGAGCGGCUGCUUGAAGACUUGGCACUCCUGCAUGCUCUUGGUGUGCGGCUGGUGGUGGUGGUUGGCACGCAGUGCCUGACAGACAAGACCCUGCGGGCGCGGGGUCUGCCACCUCGUUAUGCCAAUGGCCUGCGCAUCACGGAUGCAGAGGCCCUACAGGCUGCAGUGGAGGCUGCAGGCCGCACUCGUGCCAAAGUGGAGGGGUAUCUUUCAAAGACUGCCUCUGUGCCAAUGAUGCGCCGCCACACCAAAGGGGAUGGUGAAGUUCAUCCACCAGGGCUGAGAGUGGUUGGAGGGAACUAUGUGACGGCCAAACGGCUGGGAAUCGUUGAUGGCGUAGACUUCGAGUUCACAGGAGAGGUUCGGUCUGUGCUUUGCUCAGACAUCAAGCAACAAUUGGACUCCCGGAACAUCGUGCUUCUCACAAGCAUAGGAUAUAGCCCCUCUGGCCAGGUUUUGAACUGCAAUGUCUACGAUGUUGGGCUCCAUUCUGCUGUCGGGCUUGAUGCGGACAAGAUCUGCUGUGUUCACCUUGGCGACAUCGACAAGUUGAACCUGCGGCCCUGGGUGCCUCUAAGCGACGCAUACGAAUUCAUAGACGGAAAGCCAGAGGCGGCGGGCGAAGGUUCUGGUGGAUUGCAGGGCGUUAGCAGAUCCAACGGGCGGUGCCAAAGGAUCAAUGCAUACCUGGAGAAGCCGGUGAACCCAGAGCUGCCAAGAUCAGUCCUGGCAUGCAUCCUGGCUUGCCACGAGGGGGUCAACCGAUCGCAUCUUGUGGAUGCCAAAGUGGACGGCGGCCUGCUGCUGGAGCUGUAUACAAGGGACGGCCUAGGCACCAUGAUUUCGACAGACUUCUACCAGGGCAUCCGGCAAGCCCGAGCGGGUGACUUGCCCCUCAUACACGAGCUGCUGCGGCCUCUCCAGGCUGCCGGCGUGAUCCUGCAGCGCUCCUUUGAGCAGCUCGCUGCUGAAGCGAGCAGCUUCAGGGUGUUCGAGCAGGAGGGCCGCAUCCUGGCUUGCGCCUGUGCUUCGGACUUGGGAUUCAGCAGCGAUGGCGUGCAGGUGGUGGAGCUCGGUGCGUUCUGCGUGCACCCAGCCAACAGAUCCCAAGGCUUGGGCGAUUCCCUGCUGGACUACAUCGAGCAGGAGAUAAGGGACACUAAGCGCCGCAGGUUAGUCCUGCUGACGACACGGACUGCGGACUGGUUCGUGCAGCGGGGCUUCCUGUGGGUCGGGCCCGCCCACGCCAGCGACCUGCUGCCCGUAAAACGGCGCUGCAUGGUGGCGCCCAGCCGCAACUCCCAACUGUACGUGAAGGACAUCCUCCCAAUCAGCCCGUCAGAGGCGCCCGCCGGGAAGCGCGUGGGAUUUUGA